UCCGGGAAGAUGGCGGAGACCGGGGCGGCGAACCGCUGUAGCCGAAGUGCGAGGAGAGUGUGGAUGUAAAGGGCCUGGGUGUGACAUUACAUUACACAUGUCAGCCGUGUCUCCCGCGGACAGUGGACACUUGUGUAGUGCUGGUAGAGUCGGAGGUUCGGGGUUUGGACCUCAGAGCGGUGACACACACACAGUUCCAGCUGCAGCUGCAGCUCCGGUGUGUGUUAGCAGCAUUGAUCUGACAGGCCGUGUUGGAGGAGCUCCAGCCUCGUACAGCACACCUCCCUGCCUGCCAGCUCUCCUCCUCACAUCCUCACAUCCAGCUCAUCUUUCUCUAAUCACCGUACUGCAUGUCCCUUCAUAACCGCUUCAUCACACCUCCUUCUAUUUAACCUGCCACUGGAAAUCUUCAGCUGCUCUUCCCUUAGCCCAUACAUAGCCAACCCAGCGUUCCCUCUCUCACUUCCCGCAGACAUGGUUGUCAGGUUUCUUUCGGCUUGGAAAUGAUCUGACUUUUUUUUCCACACACACGCCGUUUAUUUCUGUUCUCCUGACAAGGAGCGACUCUCUGCGCCUGCGUGUAAACAUUAGUACCCAUGUCUUCUCGGGUCACGGAUGGCUCCAGACUCCAUCUGCAUCCUUCCGCCUUGCUUUAAACUGAACAUGUAUACUGAGUUGAAAUUUAGUGUUGAAUCACCCCAUAUACCAUGCUGGCUCUGCCCUCUUGUCUUGUCCUCUUAACCUGCGGGAAAGUUUCCUUGCCUGCACUGCCUUCCCACCUUCUGGCUCAGAGUGCUCUUGCCAGCAUGUAUGCCACACGCCUGUACAGCGGCGGAGGGGGCAAGCCCGGUCGCCGUGUUGGUCUGAUGGGGGGAGGGCAGACCAUGCUGGAAAAUCCCCACCACCCUCUCGCCCCUCAUCACCCCCACAUCCCGCCUCCCCAGAGUUUCCCUCCUCCGCUGUACCAGGGCCGCGUGGAUGCCCACCGAACCUACUACCAGCCUCAUCAGCACUACCACACACACCCGCAGGUCCCUCACCUCCCUCCUCCACACUACCAGCCCCAUGCCCACAUGCACCACGGCAAAAAGAAGACCUGGAACUUCAUUCAUGAGAAGAUGAGCUACGACACUUUCUUCACCAUGAAGCGCCUGAUCGACCGCUCGCGCAGCGUGGACGAGGUGCUCCGCUGGGUCACUCAGAACCCGGGGAAGAUCUCGCACAACCACUACCCGAUCGCCUUACAGAAAAUUGGCCAGCUCCUGGCACUCCAGCAGGCUGCAGCUACUGGAGGUGUAGGAGGGAGUCUAGGGAGCGGCGGAGUGAGCCCCGAGGGAGCACUGUCCUCGCCCCCUGCUGUAGGCUCGGGCGAUGGUGCAACUCGACAGAUUCUGGAUCACCCAGACUUCCAGACCCUUUGCGACGCCAUUGUGAACGACUGCUCCAAAUUUGACAACUUCAGCAUCGUCAACUGCCUGUACGCCGUGGCUGCGCUCGGGCUGCCCAGUGACUCCCGGAUAGUGCAGGUGCUAGAGGAGGAAUCGCAGGGCCGCCUGUCUCAGUUCAACCAGAAGGACAUCUCCAUGGUGUUCAGCAGCUGCAUGAAGCUGCACCCGUCCAGCCAACACCCACUCAUCGAGUCGUGUCUGGCAGGCUUAGAGAAGAACAUCGAGCGUGAGCGUCACCCACAGACGCUGUUCCUGCUGUUGUCUUACUACCGCACCAAGUGGCGCGCGCUGCAGGCGGCCGACACGGCCUCCGCGGAACAGCUCGUGGUGGACCGCAAGAUCCUACGCCUGGUCAAACACACGCUGGCCAGUGUCAGCUGCGUACGCGACCACGAGAUGACCUUACUGGACGAGAUGCUGGCAGCGUGCGCCCGUGAGGCCAGCAACAAGAGCCUCGAGCUCAUCUUCAGCUCUCACCUCUUCUACCAGAACAGGCAGGAGAAGUUUGUGAGCAGCCUGGCUGAGGAGCUGCCUAAAAAGGUCGACAGUAUCACCCCGUACACCAUGGCUCUUAUCGCCAAGUAUAUCGCACGCCAUCGCCUCAGAGAAACACAACUACUGGACACGAUUGCAGAAUUCCUGGUCAAGAAGGCAGAGUACUUGGACAGCAAGGUGAUCCAGAAACUCGUGUUCCCUUUCAGCCGCAUGAGUUAUCGGCCGGCUAACGAGACUCAGUUCUUCGCCAAGCUGGAAAUGGUGCUGGAGCUGAAGGCUCUGAGCUCACCGCUAGCUACUGUGAACAUCCUCAUGUCCCUCUUCCAGCUGGGACACUUUCCCAGCCUGGUGCUGCACCGGGUCUUUUCGCCUUCCUUCAUCAGCAACGUUACCAACAGUCCCUAUGCUCUGAUUGUACGCCGCUAUUUGUCUUUGCUGGACGCUGCGGUGGAGCUCGAGCACAGAGAGUACACAGGACCUCGUCUGCAGGACUCACACAAAGUGCUCAUGUUUGACCACGCGCUCACUGCUGACGAGGUCAACCGCAAGUACAGUUACAAAGGUCUGGUUGCUGAGGCCCUCAGGCAGUUGGUUGGUGAGAACGGUUACAAACAAGAUGAAGUUCUACCUCCUGGGUAUUACACAGAUUUUUUGCUGUGGAUAGACCAUGCGGGUCGUGUUCUUCCCAUCAGAGCAGGCUCAGCCGCAGUCACGUUAACAGCUGACUCUAUGUGCACGGUUGUGAACCCUAAACCCGACGGCCCGACCUCUGUUGCUGCUCUCACCUCUGAUUUCCAGAAGUUUUCCCCCUUUCCACCGCCUCUAGAGGAGGGUGUCGACAAACACCCCGAAAAUGAUUCCACCUUCCUGCCGCCCCACAUCCAGAGAGCUGGCACCAAUGGAGCAGUGCCACUGGACUACAACACCUAUUACCCAGCUUCGGAUUACUAUUCCAGCCUGGCCAAGGAACACUCUCUGGAGAGCCAGGACAGCUCAACGUUGAGCAGCCCGUCAGAGUGUCUGGCACAAGCUGGCGCAGCUGUACCCGGGGCCAGUGUGCCACAGGACUCCCUCUUCCAGUUUUCUAUUGGAAAGAUACUGGAGGAUGAGCGUGGGGCAUCCAUCCAAGUGGGGGCCAAUUCAGGACCAGACUGCAGUAUCACACCUUUCUAUGAGGGUGUGACCUAUGAGGCAGGAGAAAGCAACGCAGGGACAGCUGCAACACUACAGCUGCACUCAUCAAAACCCUCUGAGAUGGAGAGGACACCCGUGGAGCACAUUAAAAGGGUGAUAAUGUCAGUAAACGAUAAAUGGCACUACUGCCACAACUCGGACGUGCUCGUGGGUUCCCGGGCGAUGAGAGACCGCCACCUGCAGCUGCUUGGCUACGUUAUACUACAGUUGCCCUAUCUGGAGUUGGAGAAGUUGAACGGAAUUGAGGAAGUGAAGCAGUACCUGCACAAAAAGCUCCUAGAGGUUCCUUUAUGACGAUGGAAAAGCAGAGGCGUGUGUAUGUGUGAGAGUGUGUUUUAGUGUAUGUGUGUGAGUGAGAGCAUGUCUGCAAGCAUGUGCAACAUUUAGUUUAAACAGGCAUCGGUGUUUUGAGGAAGAAGGCUUUGUCUGUGUGUGUGUGUGUGUGUGUGUGUGUGUGUGUGUGUGUGUGUGUGUGUGUGUGUGUGUGUGUGUGUGUGUGUACUGCAGGAUAUGAACAGUCCUGUAUUUUAGAGCAACUCUUGCUGAUACUAAGCCAGUGGAUGGGUGUCUUUAGUUCUUGACUUAGGGGAAAGGUUGAUAACACCUCUCUGGACAAAAUGUAAAAUAUAAAUAUAGAUAUUUCUGGGAAUAGAUGUGACCUUCUAGAACACUCACAACUAAAAGACAGUGCUGCUUGUAAAAGUUAGGAUUUGGGAAUUCAAAUGAACCGAGAUUUAUUGACGAAUGCGCAUGUCAGAGUCAAUGUCAGUUAGAGAGGCAUUAGUUUUGCACUGGAGCUACACAGCUAACCAGCACGUAAUGAACAUUCAGCAUCAUGGAAUCUGUGUUCAUGACACCGAGUUAGUAAUAUACAGUGGGGUUCAGAAGUCUGAGAUGGCUAGUGUAUAUAAAUUUCUGACGACAACCUGAUUACAUCAUUACAUCAAGUUCAUAGCAUUUGGUAUGUUCCAUUUUUUUCGCUAGACCUCACAAGUUUGCUAAACCUUUUGAUCAUAUAUGAACAUGCUUCAAUAGAAGACAUUGGGUAAAAAGUAGUUUAAAAAAACUAGAUGUCGGAGAUUUUUGUUUGUCAGCCACACGGGCGUUAUUAAAGUCAGGUUCAGAUGAAGGAAGAGAGCUGACUGCACCCCAGGCCUCCUCACCCUACAUCAGCACCUUUACCAAAAGUGUUCCAAUCCAUCCCAGUGUUUAAUAGGUUUGAGAUCAGGGCUCAAGAUCUUCCACUCCGACUCAUGUAAGCCAUAUCUUAAUGGAACAGCUGGAAAUGGAAAUGCUACAUCCAAAGGCAUCCUAUACAAUUGUGUGCCUCCAGAUUUCUGGUGGCAGUUUGGGUGAAGUCAGAAAAAGUCAGGUGUCCCAAUACUUUUGUUUGUAUGGUGUACCGAACAUUUACUUCUUGGUUGUAAAUGUUUUACAGUUCUUCCACCCUUCUGCUUACACAGUCUCAGACUUUUGGACCCCACUGUAGCUGGAAAUUGUUCCUCGGGUUUAAAACAACAGCUGGUUGGUGUAUGAUUAGAUUACUAAUUAAUCCAGGUCCAUAUUGUUUGCACAUUGCUUAUUCUGCAAGAUACUAAUACUAAUAAGAACAGUGUGUAAAGCCUGGAGAGGCUAAAAAAGUAUUGUAGUCAGAGGCAGGAAGUAGCAUUGCAUAUGGAAAAUGUAUGUGCUUUAUUAAUCAUUUUUUGCUCUUGUCUAAAGAAAACGUGUAGUCCGGUCUGUUCAUCGCUGCAAAAUAAUACCAGAUGAUACUGGUAAUAAUUAACAUCUCCAUGAUCCCUUGUUUAAAAUGUUGAUCUAUGUUGAUGUAUAUAAACAUAGGAGAGUCAUAUGAUCUAAAAUACAUAGCUUGAGGUUAUUAUAUCAUAUGCGGGGGAAAAUGCCCAGUUUAAAUGCAUUUGAGGACCUUUAGUGACUGAUAAUCUCAAAAAUAUACACGUGUAAGUGUUUAAAUGAGACACAUUAAGCUUCUUUUGAGAAGUUUUCCAGAAUCAUAAUCUAAUUUAUAAAUUCAGGUAGCAUGAAGAACCUACAGGAUCUCAUCCAGUCAUGUUAUUUUAAAUGAGUUUGGUAGCCACGUUAGCUCCCCAGCUCUGAUGUAAAACUAACACCAUGGAAAUGUUACCAGACGAACUGGUGUAAUGUGCAAAUGUUGGAGGAAGUUUGAUUUUCGACACAUCUUUUGCACACAUCCAGCGGUUAGAAAAUGGCUUUUUUGUUGUUGUUAAUUAAAAACAACGGGGGGGGGAAAAAAUCAGAUUUCUAGAUCAAUUAUAUAAAUCAUUGACAUAAUUGCGAUAUAAAGGCGUUAAGCCGAGCUGCUGAUUCCUGGCUCUGUCUGCUCUGCUCCCCCCGGCGCAUUUAGACUUUCACCCCCAGAGGAAGCUGCUUUGUGGAGUCGUCAAUAAAAGACCUUUCUUGCUUUCGUAAAUGACGAUUGGUUUUAUAUUUUGUCCAGAUUGCGUGUCGGUAUUUUUGUAUUUUUUUUGUUUUGUUUUGUUUUGGUAUUAGAUUUUUGCUAACAGGGUUUAGGCACGCUAUUACUCGUUUAUAAUCUCGUCCCGUCGCUCAGAUUUCUGCUAGUGGUUUUAUUUCCAUUGCUCAUAAACUGUCUCUCGUUAGUGUUUUAAACCAUUAAAGAGACACGUUCGGGGAGGAGCCAUCACAAAUCCCCAGAAGAGCUUUCUAGAAGAAGGAUUGUGUGACUGCGAAAAAAACAAGAGAGGAUGUUUUCGGCCAUUGAUCGUUUCACAGGUCCGACUGUGUGCAAUUGUUAGCGUGUCCUGCAAAUCACGGACACGUUGACCAGACGUGUACAGUACGUGAGUAAAUAGUUGGCGGUGGUCGUGUUGAAUGUAUAAAGGAGAUGGAUUCUAUCGAUAGGUUUUAUUUUCUCAGAACAAAUGAUCUAUUUUGUCAUUUAAAGGAAUGCAAAGCAACGCACUCAGUGGACUGUGUGGAUUAAAAGUAGCAGCGCCCUCUUGUGUUGGUGAAAUCGUUAUCGUCGCUGUGUUCCAUAUUUCAGAUCCAUAUUCGAAAGAGAAGCACGUCCAUAUCUUUUAAGACUUUCAACUCCAGUUGAUGCCUCAGUGGUGCGAAUCCUACCAUUUUUAAAAAGGCCGAAGACCUCUACUAUCUCAAAUCAAUAAACAGGAUCAUGUUGUAAACACAUAAUGAGGCAUAGGAUGUAGGGUUCCGUUUGGACAUUAUGGUUUUAGUGCACAUUUUGGUUUAAAAAAAAAAAGUUUAGAUGGCAGUAAUACAGAAGCCUUGUUUUAUGUAAUCUAGUUCUCAUCGAGACAAUGUGUCGCUGUGUGCGUGGGCUUUGCUGGUUUUUUGUUUUUGUUUUUGGAAGAGAACUUAUUUAUUAAUGGCAAGUGUUGAAUGUAAGAAGACUCAAUGAGUGGAUGUCUGCGUGCUGGGUAAUAGGUGGGGAAAAUGGAAAUCUUUGUUUAUAUAUACAUAUUAAAAAAAAGUCUAUAUGAAAUGAUUAUAAAAAAGUGAAAAACAGGAAA
Messenger RNA from Silurus meridionalis, 6673 nucleotides. It is a transcript of the gene fastk, whose product is annotated as Fas-activated serine/threonine kinase. Gene Ontology annotation, molecular function: RNA binding. The record is from RefSeq and is a predicted model, not a curated record. Gene Ontology annotation, biological process: mitochondrial RNA processing; regulation of mitochondrial mRNA stability. Gene Ontology annotation, cellular component: ribonucleoprotein granule; mitochondrial matrix. Lineage: Eukaryota; Metazoa; Chordata; Actinopteri; Siluriformes; Siluridae. The transcript has 10 exons. The coding region runs from base 708 to 3431 and encodes 907 amino acids.